This is a messenger RNA of Cladophialophora immunda, 1879 nucleotides long. RefSeq lists its product as uncharacterized. The coding region runs from base 402 to 875 and encodes 157 amino acids. NCBI's taxonomy places the organism in Eukaryota, Fungi, Ascomycota, Eurotiomycetes, Chaetothyriales, Herpotrichiellaceae. The record is from RefSeq and is a predicted model, not a curated record. The transcript has a single exon.
UCUCAACUCUGUUCGCCGUGACGCGCCCGUCGUGCGUUUCGACACUAUGUGAAUCCUCCCGCCUAGCUCAUUAAGCCCCCGUGCUCGAUUCUCCCCCCGGCUCCUUCACAAUCUGCCUCGUUACCAGAAGUCUCCCUUUCCGGCUCCCUUCAUAAAUCUGCCUCGCCUCUUCAAGGCCCCCGAUCAGGCCCCCAAUCCUCGGUGCGCGGCUCCCUCUACACUUCGAGGACGGCCCGUUUCGGCCCCCUCAUGCGCCCUCAUUUCUCCAUGACAGACUUGGCUGCACGGAGUGCAGGAUCAGCGAGCCCCGCCCGUCAUCCACGCUUCGACCAGGGCCCUGAGAAUACGGAUGUCGACCUCAGCAAGUUCCCUUGGGCCACCUUGCGAACGUGAUCCUCCCUAUGGCGUUCGUUCCAGUCUUGCCAAAACCCCAGCGAGAUCGUCAUCACCGACAGUGGCAAGAUCGGACAUCCUCUAUGGCGGCGUGGUUUACUCUCAGCUCUCCAUACUGCACCAUCGGGGCCGGGAUUCCGCGUCCCGAAUUUGUGGAGCUAAAGCAUGGAAGGUGGCAGAGCGCAGCGGAUCCUUUGGCACAGCAAGCUGAGUGCCGCACCUGGUGCAUCCAAUCACGAGAAUGUGCAUUGCUGCCUGCGCUCUGCCUGGAAAAUGCAAUGUUGAGAGCGCCUGAGUCUUCCAUUUCGGCCCUCAGCGACCCCCAGGAAAAGAGUCGCCAUCCGGUGAAACGGACACGUCAGCAUGUUGCAAACAGAUUCUCGGCUACAGCAGUUCCCCCAAGAGGGUCUUGCGAACGGAGCUAUGAAGGAAAAGUGGUAUUCGGGAGACACAAUUUUUGCUCGAACAGACGCAGAUGUUGACUCGCCGUUGUACCUUGUCCCAAUGGCUGGCGUGCGUGUGCUUUGAGGUUGGUCAUCAAUUUCGAAGGAGGGUGCAGGUUUGUCCAGGAACCACUGGAAGCAGCUGUCUCGGUCCGCGGGCAUAUUCUCGACAUUUUUGAACCUGAAAGAACGUGAAAGAACGGGCCACCGCCCUAUAUCGUCGCCUCGUUCUCAAAGACCACCGCCGCCGGUUUCAAUGCUGCACUCGGGAUAGCGGCAGCCCCUGUCUCUCACGAUAUUUCGGUGGCAUGACCCACUCUACUUCGUUGAGGUGAUGAUCUUCCCUCUCCCUGCCUCACCGGGCUUGGAAACACCGACAGAAACUUUGGCGGCCAAUGGGUGAAACUCGGCAGUUGUGAAAGUCUUGGAACUGCGUCCUGUGAGACGAGAAAGUAUAGAGCGCAUUAGGCAGUGCUGACUGUCUAUAAGAAUGGGACUGGUUCCCUCACUAGUUCCUACGGUCAGAUCCGUUCUCAUGCUUCACUUCGCGGAACUGUGCACUUUAGUCGUGGUGGCUUUCAUCGCGUAUCAACCAAAUAAACUGUCUUUUAGAAGUGACGUCUUCGGCAAAUCUUCCCAGUCGGGCUCUACAGUCCUUGUCGUCAACUCUGCCGUGCUGCAAGACAUAACGGAAAGACCGCACAUGACCAGAGAUUUUCAAAGGAUAAGACUUUGCCCUGGUCGAUUGGCCAGACAGAUCCGACACCUUGUACAUAAUGUGCCAUGUACAGUGGCUCAUAUACUUGUCUGGUAGAGCGACAAGGGUGGCCAGAAGCUGGUCUGGCUGUGCCGUUUUCAUUACUACCCCAGACCUCCACGAGAGCCAUUGGUUCUCACCACGAGUUUGGACUGAGUGGACGAGUCUGAGUAAGUACCUAUACAGAUGUGUUCGUCAAGAAAGCGGCAACCCGUGAAAUUGGUGUGGUGGGAUCCGCAGAGCCCUGAAUGGUAUAUAUUUAUGAGGUUUUUCGCUUUGAUCACAG